UAUGAUCUGAGCGCACAUGCAGUCAAUGCGAAAUUUUAAACACACGCGGGAUGUAAGUAAAUCAAAGGAAAAUUAAAAACUGACCAGAAGCGGUGUUCACCCUGAUACUGAAUAACGAAGAACAAAAAAAAAUCUGUUCUUUGGCUGGAGACGAUUUUUUUUGUUGUUGUUGAAGAAUUCACAAUAAGUUUAGGAUUUUUUCAAAAAAAAAAAAAUCCGUUACAUGAAAAUCGAAUUAAAAGUUUUCAGUGAAUAUUUUCAUUGAAUUGAAUGAAUUUUGUAAUUGGUUUCCACAGUUGGAAAACAGAAGUGCAAAGUCAUUAAUCGAGUGGCAAAAAAGGACCAACCGAAUUUUAUUUAAUUUUGUUUUAUUUUUUGUCAAUUUUUCGAUUUCGGGAUAUGUGCAACGGUGUGAUAACAGAAAAUAAAAGUGUGAAUCAACUUCAGUGCAGUAUAAAACUAUCAUCGAUUUGACUCACUCAGGAUGAGUCUUAUUAAGCAAAGACUUUGAAUCAUCGCCAAUGGAUUUUUCGUUUCAUUACCGAUAUUAUAUCUCUUUUUUCACUCAUAACAUGAUCACCGCAUAAUUAUCAUCGUCGACCAAAAUCGAUAGUGUUUGGAAAAACAUUGAAAGUGAAACGAAGAAAAAAAUCAAUUAUAAGAAAUCAGUUAAUGAGUGAUUGAAAAUUGAUUAUUUAAAACGAAAAACAAAAACUGGAUUAACUGGGAGCGAGGCAAAGCGAACGUUUAAUAACAGCAGCGGUGUGCGCACACGCGCAAUUUGUGGCGCUCAAUUUAAAUGAGAUCAAAAACCUGAUCGAAAACGAUAUAUAGACAAGAGGCAAGAAAACGCACGUUCCACAUAUCGCAAUUGAACGAACGAGAGUGAGAGACGUACCGUAGCCGGAGAAAUAUAUUGCCGAUUUUCGUUUGGCGAAAACGAAACACGAUAAACAUUUAACAUACCCGGAUCACAAUGAAACAGUUGCUGCGACUUUUAACAGCUUUAAUGCUGUUCUUUGGAUUAUGCCACAUAGUUUGUGCACAACGACGUGGAACAAUGCGGUUCAUAUCUAGUCCCGAUGAGCUUUCCGAAUGGGAUAGUCACAAAACAGUGGCAACAUCAUCAGACAGUAUAAGUCGAGCAGAUGUACUUUCUCAUGAUAAUGUGCAAUCAACAAGACGUGGUCGGUAUCGAACAACGACAACAACAACACCGCCCGAUGAUACAUUGGCCGAUUUCAAAACAGCCAAAGUACCGGUUUAUCGUGUGCGUGGUCGAAAUCGAAGCAAUAAACAGGACACGGAAAAUGAUAAAAAUUUGACCGAAUCAACAACGGCCGCAACAACAAUCGUUAAAUCGAAUGGUGAAAGUAACAAUCGAACGGCACGCCGAAAACAAUAUCAAUCGAAUAAACAGCGAACAAUUACACGAAAUGAAAAUCAAUCAAUUGAAACGAAUAACAAUAGCAAUAAAGACGCUGUGUCAUCGACGGCAACGCAUCACGCAACAUUUUCUAGUCGUAAACAUCAAACGGAUUUGGAAUCAACAAAAUCCACAACCGAAUUACCGGCAAAUCAUCAACCGGACAACCAUCGUAAAACCUACAGCGAUACAGUGAAUAUAAGAAAGCAACCGACUGGUCGCCGAUAUCGAAUUCGCACUGCUGAGGCGAAUGCAAUCAAUGCAAAUGGCCAAGCGACAGAAAGUGAGAAAAAAGUUGCAGCAGCGGCAGCAAUUAAUUCGGCUACCGUCUCCGCUGUUGUUUCUUCGACAAAUGAUACAAAAGGCAAAAAAACCGAACGUAAUGAGAAUGGAGAUGACGAACAAAACUAUCCAGAACAUUUUAAGGCAUUAUUAAAAUCGAAAAAAACAACCGUAUUGCCAUCGAGCCGAAUCAAUAAUGUUGCAUCGAAAAAGCAAAAUAUCCUCGCAUCGACAACAUCAUCCACACCAGAACAAUCAACGACCACAUUGCGGCCACCGUAUAAGCAUAAAAAAAUUGAACGACCAAAUUUAAAAUUACUUUUCCCUUCAUUGCACACAUCGUCCACGACAAGUGAAUCAACGCCCUCAACAGCACCGGCAGCAGCAGCAGCAGCUGUUACUACAAUCAAUGAAACUGAUCAAAUGGCAACAACCGAUGAAUUAAAUACGGAAACUAAUGUACCAUCCGAUGUGCCAAGCACAACGGUCAAGAGUAAAACGACCGUUCAAAAGCAAAUUAGUGGCGUUAAGUUUAGCUCCAAAAUUCGGACCGAAGGUGGUGAUGAUUCGUUGGCUGCAUUUCGAUCAAGAUCGACAUCAUUAGUUUUUGACACCAAAAGUUCGACAUCACGAACACCGAAUAUCAAAUCGGAUGUGCCACCAACAAAUCAUCGAUUUUCAGCCGGGCCUGUUCUUGAUACGCCAAAAUUCAGUGCUCGAUAUAAAAGUGGCGAAGGUGCUCUAUCGUUGGCCGCAUACCGUAAGAAUUUAAUGCGUGAGAAACCGCCGUUCUAUACACCAACAACGCCACCAAUUACGACACAAGUUAAUGAAAUCGAUUGGGCGGCAUCGGAUUACAGUUAUCAUUAUAAUGAUGUUGAACCAAUUCGUAGCGGACUAAUGCAGAAUCCACCGUUGAAUGUGGAAACAUCACAUCAUUCAUCGUCAUCGGUGACGGUGUCGAUAUUUGGCGCUCUAUCCGAAAUUCUCUCGCAUACCACCGAAAGUCUAAGUUUUUUAACAUCAACAACGACCGAAUAUACACCAUUAUCACACACUCAUAGCACAUUCCUAAGCACAAACCACGACCCAGCCCAAAUACAAAAAAUCCAAACCGAUAUACCAAAAAUACCAUCCAUGACUGGCGAUAGCACCAUCACAACCACCACCACUACCAAUGCCAAAAUCAAUAACGAUUCCAACGAAUUUCGAUUACCCAUUUUAAACGCAUUCGAUUCAAAUGAAGCAAUCACCAGUAGUAGCAAACCAUCUUCUUCUCAUACCACCGUAGUCACAUCGAACAAUGAACAGGUAGACACAAAAUUGACAAGUAGUUACACACAAAUCAGCACCACAACUCAAAAACCAUUUUCAAGUAGCAUCGCGACCAUUCUUAAAUCAGACAUAAAUGAUAGUCGUAUGCAUAUUGACGCAAAUAAAAUGCAUCAACAGCAACACCAUCAUAGCAAUCAUUCUAGUAAUAGUGACGUUAUGAUUGUACUAGCAUCUAGUGAUAGGUCAUCCAUGCAAAGUAAUAAUCGAACCGCACAUGCGAUUCGUACAACACAUAGCGAACAACCUGAAUUAAAAAUGCAAAUUAAUACGAUUACCGAAUCGUUUUUGUCGUUAAAUAAUUUUACAACUCAAACGAAUGUUGCGGCCACUUUAAAAACGUCAAAUGUGUCACAGCACUCAAAUGUGAUUCCAAUUUAUCCGAUUUAUGUAUCCACAACCACCACAGUCCCAACGACAAGUUCCUUAUCCUCAAUGUAUGUGCAUCAAUCAUUUUCCACUGAAUCUCCUUCUACAUCCAACACUUCCAUGACAACGACCACAACGAAGACGACUAUUGAUCGACCAAAAUCUAUUACAAUACCAUUAUCGCCGGUUACAACAAAUUCGGAAAUGGAAAUGAUGACAACGACGACGACGACGACGAUAGCUGACCAUAGUCACAAUCAUACAACAAUGACAACUAUGUCAACUGAAAAUUCAAUGAAUUCCAGUGCGGAACAGUUAGGCAAAUACCUACAAAAGGCAAACACCAGCAAUAUACAUUCAAAAUCAGAGAAUGUAUUUAGUUUGGCACCGCCAACAUCACAGCUCAGCGAUGGUAGUACUAACGGGUUUGGUUUGAAUGGACAAUAUCGGCCCAUUUCACUCGAUGACUAUGAUUCAUUGCCAUCAUCAAAUGAAGUAACAAGCAAUGAAUCAAGUUCAACCACUGGCAAUACCGAAUCCGAUCCAUUUUCACUGAGCAAUGAGUUUGAUAUAACACAACAACAACCAACUAUGACAAAAGCAACGAGUCCAAAAUCAAAUCGUGAAUAUAUUACAUCGUUUACAACAACAACGACAACAACACAAAAGCCGCAUAUUGAAAAGGGAGUAAAAAUCAUACGUGAAUUGGUCGAACAAGCUCGAACAACAGAAGAACCCGACACCAAUCGACCAAUACAAUCGUUAACCACAGUAAAAACUUUUGUAAAGGAACACAGACCAGUGACAACACAGAAACCAAAAGCGCCCACAUCAGCACCGCCAGUGCCGGCAAAUCACCGACCUACUUGGGCGAUUGAAAGUACAUCGAUUCGGAUGAAACAUCCGAAUCAUAACUUCGAUGGUUUCGAUAGUACAGAGAGAUAUAACAACGAAAAUGCUAUCAAAACAUCACAACGACCGACAAGCACUCGAACAACAACCAAAAUCAAUACUACUGUGAAAACAACAACACGUGGAAACAGCAUAACAAGCGCAACCACACGUUCACCAAAAACCGAAAAAACGAAACCAACGACAACGACGACAACAACAACUAGCGAAACGGAAUUACCAAUCGGUAUCAAUGAUAUUGAAGAUUUAUUACAGAGUAUUCCGACAACGACGCGACGAGCCAAACCAACGACAACAACAACAACAAGAACAACAACAAGAGCAACAACAACACGCAGCAAACAAACCACACCGGCUGCAUCAGACAACGAUGAUUUGAACUUUUUGCGUCAAGUGCAACGUCUUUUGCAACGUCCAACAUCAACUCGAAAACCAAUUCAAACAAAAUCAACGACUGCAUCAACUUCCGUAACGAGCACCACCACUAACAGCGACAAUGGCGACAACAGCACACCAAAGCUCGAAAUUUACACGGUAUCAAAAACAAAGAAUGAAAACAGCAGCGGUGGGCCGACAUCAACUUUCGAUGAUUUAUUGAACAGCUUUCAAAAGGAAGCAGUAACCACCACCACACGACGACCCCAAUUGACCACAUUCUCUGAUGCAGAUGAUAUUGCAUUUUUAAAAGGAUUACGACAAAUUGCAGUUGACACAAGUACACCAAAAACAACACGAAAUCCAGACUUUGCAAAGCAAAUUAUUGCACAGUUUUCGCUCAAUCAAACAUCAAAGGUUCAGCCAGAGAAGACGAAUGCAUUGAAUGUAGACGGUUAUCCGCAGGUGCCAACCAUUGGUCGUGAUGAAAUUGAAAAGAAUAAAAAUGAUGUUGCAUCGCUUAACACUGAUUUACAAUUGCUAUCCACACUGUUGGGUCGACCCAUUUCACAAAAAGAUAUUCCACAAUUAACGAAACAAGCGAGCACAUUACCACCAUCAAUAUCUUCAACGACAUUACGUACGACAACGGUUCGCACAACAAAACCACCCGUCAAUCCAAAAAUCGUACAAGAAAUUGAAUUACUUCAUCAAAUCGCCAAGAAACCGGAUGGAAUUGAACCGGAUAAUGAGUUAACAUCGACCGAUGAAUUGGCUGCUAUCGAUCCAAGUGAUGCAUAUGGCAAAACGAAUGACGCACUCUUGGCAACGUUAUUGAAACAACGGGGCAUUGGACCAGCACACAAUAAUAUUCCGCUAAAUAUUUAUUCGACAACGACAACAAUGCGACCACAAUAUCUAUCACCAGCACGAUCGCCGCGACCGCUCAUCGAUGGUUUAUCCUGGUUAUGGAAGACAUGGCAGGAUACAGCACCAGGACAAGGUGGAUAUGCACCGCAAUCAUCACGAACACGUACACGUGGUACAAACAGUGAAAUUGUCACAGCCACUGAUACUGAUCUGAGUCUCGAUGAUGGCCUUGACUCAGACAUAUCAUCUCAACCGUUAGAUCAAUCUCACACCAAUGGAAAUAGUGGUUUUGGUUUUGGCAGCGGUUUACCAGGAGGUGGUCAGCUGUUGAGCGCGGCAUUAGGAGUAACACGAGCCGUUACACAAUUAUUGGGCUCAGCAUUACAGGGUGCCGGAAAAACAAUUCAAUCGGCAUGGUCAACACAAGCGUUUGGUUCAGCUUCUGGUGGAGGUGGAGGUGAUUACUUCCGAUUAAGUGGUUGAAAAUCAUAAAUCAUACAUGCAAACACCAAUGCCAUUCAUUCACGAACAAAAAAAAAGUAAUAAUUAUUGUAUAUUUACGUCGAAAUAAAAGGAAUGAGAUGAUUUGCUUCGGUUUCGCAUUUUCAAGUGGUGGCCAAACACGCCGAACACUUUAUUAUCAUAUCAAAUAACAACAAUAGCAAAUGAAACGCUACGAACCGAGAACGUAAUCAUAACAAAGUCAAAGUUUUAGACAUAAGUCGUGUAAUUUAAAUAUAUCUCUAUAAAUCGAUAAUGCGAACUGAUAAACAAUAAUUGGAACUAAGUAAAGGCAACAUGUAAAUGAUAUAGAUUUUUAGAUUAGUAAAGACGAUUAUUUCAUAAGGUUUUAAAUCAAUUUGCACACCAACUUAGAUCGAUAAGUUCAUCUCUAAUAUUCUAUCUGAAAGCAGCUGUAGGUUCCUAAUUUAUUGAAUUCAAUAUUCAUAUAACAUGUGCGUGUAUGUAAACUGUUUAAAUUAUUUAAAACCCGCAAUGCACACACAAAAUCACAUUGGAGAUCGCCCAAGCGAUUCGAGAUAGACACAUCUAAAUGUUAUUUUUUUCACAUGCAUGCGCACGUGUUUGCAUAUUAUGGUUGUCUCGGAUGGCAGUAGAGAUUAUUAGACCACAACUUUUUUUUUAGUUACACAAUUGAUUUUUGAACUUUAUCUCUUUAACAUGGCAUGUAUCCAAUGCAAAAGUGUAAUAACCACGUGCUGUUUUUAGAAGCACUCGCCUCAGCUUCACCACUGCCACUCUACUAAUUGCAAGUUAGAAUUCGUUGAACCGGAAAUAUUUACGAAUGUAAAAAAACCAGGACGGAGAAGAGGAUGUUGGCAUUGUGAUUUUUCCAGAAAUAGAAGAGUUAGAAACGGAGAAAACGAGCGAUAGAAAAAUUGAGAGAAGCUGUUAUAAGCGGUGUGGUUGCAACGGAGAAAAUUCAUGGGGUAUUCUAUUUUUUCUGUGUUUUUGUUUUUGGAAAAUUAUUAUGUUUAUAGUGAGGAUGGUGCCAUUUUCCUGAAACCCUGGUACUUCAUUAAUUAGUUCAUUUGAGUUAUAUGAUUUUAUGUGGCAAAUAUAUUUAACGCUAAGAUAAAUGUUAUUUAAUUUAGAAAGUAUUUCCGAGUGAGGUUUUUGUGUGUGUGUAUGUGUGUGUCUUGCCUUUCAUAUUCAUGCGCGUCGCUGACUGUGUACCAAAAACAACGAUCAUUUAUUUUUCUCGUUUGUUUAUAUUUUAGGAGUAAAUUGUAGAAAAAUCUCUUAAUAUGUAUAAAACACAUGUUUCGCUGUAAUUCCACAAAAUAGUAAAAGAUUGCAUGGUGUAUGAAAUGUGCUGA
Contarinia nasturtii (swede midge) is the source of this 7407-nucleotide messenger RNA. Its product is annotated as serine-rich adhesin for platelets-like. The transcript is spliced from 13 exons. Bases 977 to 6049 code for a protein of 1690 amino acids. NCBI's taxonomy places the organism in Eukaryota, Metazoa, Arthropoda, Insecta, Diptera, Cecidomyiidae. The record is from RefSeq and is a predicted model, not a curated record.